GCAUCAUGUCUUCCGAUGCAGAAUCUACACUCGAUGAUCUCGCAGAAAGAUCAUCUGCUGUAAACAAUACAUCAGCAUCCAUUUCUGAUAAUGACAACCCAUCAGCAACUUCAAGAGUUGGACGAACAAGAGGUGGCGAUAACAGUAGUAGCAGUGGCGGAACUGGGACUGGAUUUGGGACUGGAUCUGGAUCAGGAGUAGGGUCAAGAGGUCCAAUUGGGCCUCGACCUGGUGUGUUCCGUCCAUGUGCACGCUGUAGAAUGAAAAAGACUAAAUGCGAUCGACUGAAACCAACGUGUUCCAGCUGUCUAAAGAGUGGAGGUGAAAAUGUUGUUUGUGUCUAUGAUAAUGACGAACCUACUCCUGGUGUCAUCACAGCAUUACAGGAUGCUAAUGAGUCCAUAGCUCCGUCUACGUCUACGUCUACACCCACAUCCACUACUGGAUCUGGUCCUGGUCUUUCAGGACAGAAUAAUGAAGGUGGAUCUAGACAAGGCAGACAGAGUAGGGCAACUGCUGCUGCCGCUGCUGCCGCUGCUGCUGCUGCUAACAUGACAGCGGGAGAAAACGGUAAUGGUCAUAGUGCCAGUAGAAACCAAUCCAAAACUCAAUCCAAAGGCGUCGCAACAAAAGGAGUGGAUGAUUCCUCUACAAAGUCACUGGUUACAUCAUCAUCACCAGGGAACACAGGGAACAACAAAAAGUCAUUAUCAAAUUCAAGUAAUCAACAACAACAGCCACCAUUGAAAAAAAUCAAGACAGGACAUACAACAUCUGCAGCGAUCAAGCCCAGCCCCUUGAGAACCUCCAUUACAAGCACAAAGUCCCCACCACCUUCCUCAUCAUCAAAACGGAAAGCCAGUAUUUCAAAUGGAUCGUCAACAGUAAUAGAAUCGAAGCCAUUGAAAAAUGAACAAGAUAAAAAUGAUAGCGAAGGAAGAGACGUAAAGCAGGAGGAGGACGACGACAAUAAUGACGAUGAUGCUGGUAGAUUAGUCAAGAAGGAACUUACCGAGGAAGAACAAGAAGGCGAUGAGGAUGAAGAUAUGGAAACUGAACAAAAUGACAAAGACGAUGUUGUUUCAGAACUAUCGAUUAAAGAUGUCCGGGACCAGGACAUGACGUCUUCGAGAGAUACAAUAACCGAUGCUAACACUGUAUCUACGAGCACAGGCAAAAUGAAUACUACUUCAUCUGGACGAUCUAACAAGAAACAGUCUUCAGCAGUGCAACAAAAUCCAACGACUACCUCUUCUUCUACAUUGGGUGGAAGUAGUGGUGGUGGCGUCAGCACAAAGUCAAUCACAGGUGGGCAAAACAAAAUCAUUGUGGAUUUGACUCCUAAACCUCCUCCAGUAUUUGUCAUCGACAAAACUCGGCGAGCACGCAAAUGGGGCCGAGCUUCCAACGUCUUCCAGACUCUGGGCGGCGAAGUUAUCGUCCCUCUAUGGACUUCGGAUCAAGAAAUGCUUCUCAAUGAACCCCGACCACUGUACGUGCAGCAGGGAAUCCCAUCCAUGAUGAUGAACAUGACAGGACGGAAGGAUUCUAGUCUAGCAAGGCUGGCAGUGUUGAGUCAACUGGAUAUGGACAUUGACUUGGAUUCGCCAGAACGAGGCAACACCCCCGAUAGUCUCGAUGGUGGUGCUGUUGGUGGUGGAGGUGGAUCACCUGGCCCAAGUCCAGCACAGCCUCUGAAGAAGAAGCGUGUAUUCAAAAAGCUUAAAGAACAACAACAGUCUUUGAACGAAGACUCGGACACUGGAACCAAUACCACCACAAGUAGAAUAACUAAACUUGGUAAGGGUCAACAGAAGAAGCGUGGAAUGGUAUCGGCAUCAACAUAUACAGCAGAAUUCGGUAAAAAACCAUCUGCAGGGAGUGCUGAUGGAGGAGAUGAUGAGGAAGAUGAAAUCGAUACUGGUACGACAAACAAGGCAGCGAAGUCAGGUGUCCAUAAGACGAGUGGUCGAUCAACACCAGUACCGCAACGUCCUCGCAAAUACCCGUGCUCUUUUGAAGGAUGCUCCAAAUCAUUUAUGGACAAGUUCCAUUUGGAUCGACAUGAGGCUCGUCAUAUCACAGAAGAGAUUGUUUGUGGGAUCGAUGGAUGCACCAAGGCUUAUAAUUCAAUCAGCACAGUCCGUCGACAUCAGAGUAUUAUGCACAAGGAUCAAAAAGAGCAGGUUGAGCAGGAGCAAGAAAGAUUGUUGGAACAUGAACGUUUGCAGAAAGCGAGAAUGCAGCAAAAGAAAAAGGAGCGGCUAUUGCGGGAGCGAGAGGAGGAAGAGAGAGGAGGGGUGAAAAGAGGUGGAGAGGGGGAAGAAGAGGAGGAUGAUGGGGAUGAUGAAGAUGACCAGGAUGAGGAGGAUGAGGAGGAUGAGGAGGAUGAAGAUGAGAGGAAUGAGGAAGAAAGAGAGAUGAAGGUCGAUAAUGAUGAGGACGAUGAAAAUAAUAAGCUCGAUGAUAAUAAUAAUGAAGAAGAAGAUGAGGAGGAGGAGGCUUUGAUCCGCUCCAACAGUAAGGACAUUAAUGAUGAUUAUAAUAAUAAGACUAAAACCAAACAAAGUGGUAAUGGUCGCCGAGGCGGAAGUAAUAGCGUUAGAGGCAGUAGAACGGACGCGGGCGGUCCAAAGAAACGAGGUUCAAGGAAAUCCAAGGCGACUGCUGCCACUGCAGCGGCUGAAGAUGCAGAGGUUGAGAGGGUGAAGAUGGCACUGGCCUUAAAGGAUGUUAAGGAUGCAGCAUAUAGACCUUGGAUGGACAGUAAGGACGCUCAGAUUCCGAUUCCGAUACGAACGUCGUCAUUUUCGCCCUCAUCUUCUUCUUCAGUUCCAAGGGAUGCGAUGAAGCAUAAUAGUACUGAAGGACCAAGGCUGCUGCAACAACAACAACAGCAACAGCAACUGCAACAGCUGCAACAACAGCAACGGAAGGAGCAAGAAAGGAGACAUGAACAAGAAUCCAUCAUGAUCGAUUAGAAAUACACAGAUGUGUGUCCUUUUAUUAUUCAUCUAUUUUAUAUUCCCUUGAUUGUUUUGUGUAUCAUAGACUAUGGC
This is a messenger RNA of Lobosporangium transversale, 3059 nucleotides long. RefSeq lists its product as hypothetical. Bases 6 to 2981 code for a protein of 991 amino acids. The transcript is spliced from 4 exons. Gene Ontology annotation, biological process: regulation of DNA-templated transcription. NCBI's taxonomy places the organism in Eukaryota, Fungi, Mortierellomycota, Mortierellomycetes, Mortierellales, Mortierellaceae. Gene Ontology annotation, molecular function: zinc ion binding; DNA-binding transcription factor activity, RNA polymerase II-specific. The record is from RefSeq and is a predicted model, not a curated record.